Molecule: messenger RNA, 2648 nt
Organism: Triticum aestivum (bread wheat)
Lineage: Eukaryota; Viridiplantae; Streptophyta; Magnoliopsida; Poales; Poaceae
Exons: 5
Coding region: 282-2354 (690 amino acids)
Source: RefSeq, a predicted model, not a curated record
GGGAGAGAGAGAAGCGAACGGGCGCUUCGUCAAGCGCCGGGCUGCGGCACAAGAUACGAGAGCUUUGCGCCCGCUUGCAGCCCGUGGCGAACGCUAGAGCCGGCGCUCUCGAUCCCCUGCGCCUCUCCCGCCUCCCGCGCUUCUCCUUCCUCCUUCGCGCGCGAAAAUCAGCCCGUGUUGUCGCCCCAAAUAGCUUCCUCGCGCCAAAUCAAGCCUUCCAAAUUUCCCCAAAUCGCCACCUCUCCCGAACCCUAGAACUGUCGCCGGCGCACAUCAAGGAGAUGGGUCAGCAGUCCAAAUGGACGCGCGCGCCGGCACCUCAUGAAGCCCCUCCACCAGCGCCUCUGCUCACCUCGCCGCCAGCGCAUCUCCUGGUCCCGCCGCCGGCGCAUCUACUGGUCUCGCCGGCGCCUAAGUCCGCCCCGCUGCCGGGGAUCCCAUCGGCCUUCCCUUCAAAGCAGAGAACAAGCACUUGGAUCCCCCCAAGACCACAAGAGUCUCCGGCGGCUAGUCUGCAGCAACCAAGUGAAUCGGGUCCUAUGGCUCAAGGUCCUUGCUGGGCACCGCCUGCCUGCAUCGAUGACUCUACAUCACCUUGGUACAUGGCUGGCAAUAUUGACUACUCUGAUCCACAAGUAUGGGGAGUGGAUUCUCACCCAUCUGGUGGUUACCUUAGUUACUUUCAGAACACGGCAGGCCCCACACAACCUAUGCACAAUGGGAGUUCACCGCAACCAGUCAAUGUUGGCGAUGACACAAAUGGUGGUGAUUGUGGAAGGACUGAAAAACGCUUGCUAUGGACAAAACAAGAAGAUCUUCGAUUGGUCAGUGCUUGGUUGAAUAAUUCCAAUGACCCAAUCCAAUCAAACUACAAGAAGAAUGAACAAUAUUGGAAAGAUGUUACUGCUGUCUACAACAGUACCACCCCAAAAAACAGGGAACGACUAGUCAAGCAAGUGAAAGAUCGCUUUGGGAGAAUUAAGAAAAGGGUUGCAUGGUUUUGUGCGAGCUAUAAGGAGGCUAGUGCUUUGUAUGCUAGUGGUGACUCUGAUGCAGAUUUAAAGAAGAGGGCAAUGCAAACUUAUGAGGAAGAUCACAAAAAAGAUGGUCCAUUUAUGUUUGAGCAUUGCUGGGAGAUUCUUAAAAAGGAACCAAAAUGGGACGCAUAUUUGGAACGCCUAGAAGAUCUGGAGCCGGACAAGAGGAAGUUUAGUGUUGAUGAUGAAGUAGGGAAGCAUUCCACUAUAGAUGAUGAUGAUGAAGAUGAACGUCCAUCGGGUGGCAAGCAAGCUAAGGAGAAGCAGAAACGAAAAAGAAAGGAUGAAGUUUGUAUAAUAGGUGAGUGGUCUCCCUAUUUCACUUAUAGGGCGGAUUGUUCUGGUAGAAUAGGGCUCUCGCCAUUGCAAAAGUGUACAGCAGCCAUGCGCAUGCUAGCCUAUGGCACCCCUGCAGACGCACUUGAUGAGUACUUGAAGAUUGGGAAGUGCACUGCAUUAGAGUGUUUGGACAAGUUUGCAAAGGGGGUGAUUGAGGUUUUUGGUGGGGAGUACUUGCGACGCCCCACACGGGAGGAUGUUGAGCGUCUUCUUCAGGUUAACGAGUCUCGAGGUUUCCCUGGAAUGCUAGGAAGUAUUGAUUGCAUGCAUUGGCGAUGGGAGAAGUGUCCUCUUGCAUGGAGGGGGCAAUUCACCCGCGGCGAUUAUGGAGUACCAAUGAUGAUCCUAGAAGCCGUUGCUUCCCAGGACCUUCGUAUUUGGCAUGCUUUUUUUGGAGUUGCUGGGUCAAAUAAUGAUCUAAAUGUGCUCAAUCAAUCCCCACUGUUUUUUGAUGCACUGAAAGGAGAAGCCCCUCAAGUCCAAUUUUCUGUCAAUGGGAAUGAGUAUACCACAGGUUACUACCUUGCUGAUGGUAUAUACCCAGAAUGGGCUGCCUUCAUGAAGACUAUACCACUUCCCCAAAUAGAUAAGCACAAGUUGUUUGCCAAGAAGCAAGAAGGGGCAAGGAAAGAUGUCGAGCGCGCUUUUGGGGUAUUACAGUCCCGUUUUACCAUUGUCCGUCGGCCUGCACGUCUAUGGAAGAGAAAGAGUGUUGGAAGGAUCAUGAGGGCUUGUGUGAUUCUCCACAAUAUGAUAAUCGAAGAUGAGAGAGAGCAGGCAAAAAUUCAUGUUGACUUGAAUGAGAUUCCGGGGGCUUCAUUUGCUCUACCUCCCGAAGUGAAUGUUGGUGGUAAUCUAUGUUUCGCAGAUGUGUUGCAUAGAAAAGCUACUAUUCGUGCUCGUCCACAGCAUGCCCAACUUAAAAGUGAUUUAGUCGAGCAUAUCUGGCAUAAGUUUCAAAACAGCCAUCAUAAUUAAUCAUGGAGUGAGCUGUGAUGUGGUGAUUGCGGCAGCUGUUACUUAUAGUGGUUGAAGGUUAUUGAUGCAAAUGAGUGGUUGCUCCUUUCCAGCGAAGUACCCUCCAUGCUUUGCGACUUUUGUCAUCGUCCAGAUUAAAACUAUGAUUGUUGCUUGUGGUCGUGAUCGGCUUGUUUGCCGGAGAUGUUAUCUAUUAUGUUUGCUGAAUGCUUUCUUAAAGACUUAUGUAAUCUUAAGUAAUUACUCAUGAUGCUAUGGAGUAGUAUGAUGUUGUGUGACAUGUUUGGAGUACUA